Messenger RNA from Zootoca vivipara (common lizard), 8933 nucleotides. It is a transcript of the gene BCOR, whose product is annotated as BCL6 corepressor. The record is from RefSeq and is a predicted model, not a curated record. Gene Ontology annotation, biological process: negative regulation of transcription by RNA polymerase II. Gene Ontology annotation, molecular function: transcription corepressor activity; protein binding. Gene Ontology annotation, cellular component: nucleus. Lineage: Eukaryota; Metazoa; Chordata; Lepidosauria; Squamata; Lacertidae.
GGAAAUAAUCGCAAUAAACACGAACAAACUUGUAACAGCCACGGCCUACCCGCCCUCGUUAUGCCCAAAUCCCACUUCUUUGACAAUGUCUCUCAGCGUGACUUUCUCAGACGUUUGUGCAUUUUAAUUUACACCAUAUAUGUCGCCUUUUAUUAGCAGGGUCAAGGCAGGCGAUUAAUACCUAGAGCUAACACCCAGUCUUGAACAGCCCCGAUUCUGCGCACACUUUCUGGGGACUAGGCCUCGCUAAAGACAAGCGGGACUUGGGUCUGUCUUUAUUUCGGUGCAGGGGAGGGCACUCCUUUUCAGCCUAAGGGUCCCACCUCAAGGAACCUUCCGGGGCCGGCGGUGGGCGAGGCCAGAGGCUUGUAGCCUACAUUCUAACCGCACAAGAGUCAAAAGGAUUCUGUGUUCUGCAGUAUUUCUCUUUAAAGUGCAUCAAGGCAAGCGAAGAGGCAUUAUCUUCGGUCAAGGACACAUUCAAACCAGACAAAAGCGCUCCGAAGGGUUUGUGGGGGCAGGGGCAGUGCAGUGGGGUGCGGCCUAAGGAGAGUGGGCUUCCACUCCCCCACCCUUGUUUUAGUGGACUUCUUGGGAUUUACCUUCAGGUAAGAGGGUAAAGGAAGGUUUGGGUAGUUACAGGGUAAACCACUGCAUGUCUACUCUAGUCCCAAUGCCUUAACUGGGGAUUACUCCCGGGUAAACGAGUAGUGGGUAGGAUUGCAGCUUUGAGCAUAUUUCUUUGAUUUCACUGGGACUUGCGGGUAAAGCCUGCUCUGGUCCCUAGAUCCAAAUGCUCGGGCUUAACUGAGCUGUGGAUCCAUUGCUCAGCAAGCGGAGUGGUUGCUUAUAACCUUACAGGCUCACAGCCACAAAGCAGAGAGGGUUGCUGCUUUGCCAGCAACGUCUCCUCCUGGAGCCCGAAGGGUUAAAAGUCUGUUGCUUGUUGCAAUGAAAUUAUGGCUGGCAGUGGCGCCGCUGUUUGUUCAACAGACCUCCACUUUUAAACAGUUCACAAAAAGUUCAUCAGGGCGGCGGUGAUUAUAAACAACGUAUGUAUGCGCUGGGAAGCGCGACCCUGAAAACGGGCAGAAACGAGCAAACAUCUCGCCUCGCCCACCUCCCGGGAAAGGGAUCGCGCGCGCUCGGUUGUACUUUUUGCACAGAACCGGCUCAGGCGCUGCACGCUCCCGGCUGCUGCAACUCUUCUCCGGGCCUCCGGAAAGGCCUUUCUCUCCCAGCCCGCGGAUCCCAACCUCCCUUUCGCCUCGUGUCGCUGGGAUGCAGCGGCGACGCUCCAAAGGGGAAUUUGGCAACUUCUUCUGUUGCAAAAGCUCCGCGGCAGACCUUAAGCAAUCCCAGCCUCGCUCUGGGCCCCUUCUGUGCAAACACCUUCGCCCGGAGCGAGUUUCGCGGCGUGGACUCGCAAAGAGAGAUGGUUGUCUUGCAGCAGAAGGCAACAUAGUUUUCUUUUUCUCCUUGUUUCGUUGGUUUUGUUUUUAAAUAUGCACUGUAGCGCUUUGGGAGCUAUCAUAUCUGGGCCGAUUACUUGGCAAUUUGCCUUUGACCCUCCCCCCUCUUCCCAGUUUAGGAAACCUUUGCAUUCAGGGCGCAGCUUCGCUUGCAUAUCUGCCUUUGGAAGCAAACGGCUCCCCCUCCCCACACAGCGCCCCAAGUAUCUGGGGUCGACUCAGAUCGCGCUCUUGGGGUCGACUUUUGCAGAUCUUAAGAGCACCAGCCGAUGGCAACCAACAAUACAUUUCCCCGCGAGGAAAUCCAGAGCCUUGGCUCAUUUCCAACCUAUAAAAAGCAAGAUUAGGCUCCCGGGCAUUGCUUUUCAGAAAAGGGGUGGGGGAAAGGGGAGAGGGAGCGGCGUCCCCUCCCUCCGUGCAGACAGCCCUAUCUCUUUGGACUUUGUGUCCCCUCCAUUCCUUACAGAUGAGGCAGCGCUCUGGGCGGCUACUAACCGUAUGUAAAACUCUCAAUCACUCUCCAGGCUGCGGCUGCUCCAUUUGAAAACAUUACGAGCCGUGCAUCUGGAAAACACUAAAUCUGAUUAUACACACGUGUGAAGAAAAGCCUCUGUUUUAAGGUGAAGUCAUGCUUUCUGCAACUCCACUGUAUGGCAACGUUCAUAACUGGAUGAGCAAUGAGAGAGUCCGUAUGUGUGGGAUUAACGAAGAGAGGAAAAUCCCAGUUAAUGAUGGAGAUGCUUCGAAAAGCAGGUUGGAAUUGAGGGAAGAAACUCACCUGAACCACAGUGUGGUGGAUGCCACGGCAGUGCAUCGCAUUGACAGCCUUGCAGCUCUGAGCAUGGACCGGUCUGGACUUAUGCGGGAAGGGCUUAGAGUCCCCAGCAGUAUUGUCUAUUCCAGUUUAUGUGGACUUGGCUCAGACAAGCCCCGGGACGCUACAAGUGCUAUUGCUGGCCUUGGAUUUGCUCCUGAAAGAAAUCCAGAGAUGCAGUUCAAGUCUAAUCCCACUGAAGCAAUUGAAAAUGCAGCUGGAAAACCCCCAAAUGGCUUCAGUGCUAUGUACAAAACGCCACCUGGAAUACAAAAAAGUUCGCUUCCAACUGGGGAGACCUUAGGUUUGGACAGAAGCUCAAGCGACAAACCAAGUCCUCUCAAUGUCAAUGGUGCUAGUUACCUAAGGCUACCCUGGGUUAAUCCUUACAUGGAGGGUGCUAUUUAUCCUUUUCUCGAAUCACCAAAUAAGUAUCCGUUGAACAUGUAUAAGGCCUUGCUACCUCAGCAGUCCAAUUACAGCUUGCCACAGCAUCUGACCUACUCGCCCGUAUGUACAAAUGGUGAACGUUUUUUAUACUUGCCACCUUCUCAUUACGUUUCUCCCCACAUUCCGUCAUCAUUAGCUUCGCCAAUGAGGAUCUCUGCUGCAACCGCAGCUCCAACUAUUCCCCCUCUAGGACACUGUCCAGAGAAGAGUUUGCCUUGGAAGAUGGGAGUCGGUCCCGGAACUCCUGUGGACUCUCAUGCCUAUCCACAUAUCCAGAACAGCAAGCCUCCCAGAGUCCCAUCUGCAAAGCCAGCGGCUAGUAAUAUGCCAACAGACCCCACUGUUCUCUUGUCUCAUUCACCGAGACCGUCACCUAGAGUUCACCUCCCAACACAGGUUGGGGACGCUUACUCGGAGUUUCAGAAACACUUUUCCAGAAUUUCGACGUCUCCUUCUUCAGUUACACUCCCAAAGCCAUACGUGAAUGUAAGCAAUGAGUUUCCUCCUUCAAGAGUCUCUGGGGGGAAAGCUCCUAAAACACACGACGCAGGCGAAAACUCUCAGCAGCCUACAGUCCAUACAAGGAAAACAGGUCACGACAGGAAGGACAGCAGAUCCCCUCCAUUGUUAGAAAAACAACAAACUGUUACCAAAGAUAUUAUAGACAAACCAUUGGAUUUGUCAUCAAAAGUUGUUGACAUGGAGACAACCAAAUCUGAUCAUGUUAAGAAAAUGGCUCCAACUGUGCUGGUUCAUAGCAGGGCCGGAAGUGGGUUGGUUUUACCUGGAGGUGAUCUUCCAAAAGAAACCAUUUCUCCUGGAAGUGGUUGCCCUGUCUAUAGACCUGAAAUAAUCAGCACAGCGCCUUCCUCCUGGGUUGUUCCUGGUCCAGGUCCCAAUGAAGAUAACGGGGGUAAAAACAUGCAGUUGAAAAACAAAGCAUUGGACUGGGCGACGCCACAACAGCGGAGUUCUUCUUGCCCGAGGAUGGGGGUCACAGAAGCAGUUGUCAGUAAUAUUUCAGGGUCUGUAUCAAGCGGAGGUCGCCCAGCAUCUGCUUCUCCUGCUCCAAAUGCCAAUGUUGAUUGCCCUAAGACGACUAGCUCAGUAGAGACCACUGCAUCUGUCAUACAGCACAUAGGACAACCUUUAGCAGCAGCCUCUUCAAAGCAUAGUAAUAAGGCAGCUAAAUGCAAUAAUCCAGAACCUAUCUUCAAAGCAAAUGAGAACACCCUUGCACCAACUUCCAUAUUUUUCCCUCCCAAUGAUGCAUUCCGAUCUCCACCAUUGCCCUAUCCGAGAAGCUAUCUCCCAUAUCCAGUUCCAGAAGGGUUAGCUAUAGGCCCUUUGUCUCUACAUGGGAAAGGACCUGUAUAUCCCCACCCUGUUCUGUUACCCAAUGGGAGUCUUUUCCCUGGACACCUAGCUCCCAAACCUACCAUUCCAUACAGCCUGCCAGCCAGCAGAGGUGAGUUCAUGACCUACCAGGAUGCUCUGGGUAUGGGUAUGGUACACCCAAUGCUGUUACCCCAUACAGCUUUGGAGCUGAAAGAUGAGAAAUCGGAAAGGAGGUCUAGAUCGCAUGAACGGCUCCGUUAUGAAGACCCUGCCUUGAGAAACCGAUUGCCCGAGAUGCUGGAAACCAGCACAAAACUACAUUUUGAAGUACCUGCAGACAGAAACUUGAAAUUGCACCCGAGUUCAAGUCAUGGUAAAAAUUCUGCCAAAAGUGAGAAGCACCCGUUUGCAGAACCGAGAGAAGAGCAAGAUGUGAAAGGUGAAACGAACCUGACGAAACCUAGCUUUCCAGUUGAAAGCAGUAAUCAAGCAAACGACCCCACAAAGCACAAGGUAGAACAAGGCUUCCCCCACAGAGAUUUCAUUGUAAUGAGAGAAGACUGUGGGAGAAGCAAUUUCCAUGAAGUUUAUAACUUCAAGCAAGCCCAGAGCCCACACCCAUCGAUGUUCAACUUGAGGAAAGAGGACCUUUCCUUAAGCCAGAACAGGGAGAGGUUAACGGUUCCCACUUCCUCUGUGUUCUUGGAGGCUGCUCACGGAAACGAUGGCCUAGCUAUGUCCUUUUGCAAAAUGCCAGAUGAUGCUAAACAGCUUUGUAUGGGAAACACGCAGUCAAGUAUGGAAGUCAGUCAGGCAUACGCCAAAGAGGGAACUGAGGGCAUGGAACCUAAUGAUGGCAAAUUCCUGAAACCUAAGCCAUCUAACCUGGCAAAGAGAAUCGCAAACUCUGCUGGUUACGUAGGUGAUCGAUUCAAGUGUGUUACAACGGAACUGUAUGCAGAUUCUAGCCAACUUAGUCGAGAACAGCGGGCUCUGCAGAUGGAAGGAUUACAAGAGGACAGUAUUUUAUGUCUACCUGCUGCUUACUGUGAGCGUGCAAUGAUGCGCUUCUCAGAGUUGGAGAUGAAAGAGAGAGAAGGCCACGUAGCAACCAAAGACCCGGAGGUCUGCAGAUUCAACCAAGCAGACUGGGAAAACUUGAAAGGAAAUAAUGAAAAGAAACCCAAGUCUGUCACUUUGGAAGAUGCCAUUUCUGGGCAAAAUGACAAUGACAGAUGUGAUUUUCAUAAUACGGAGAGCACCCAGGACCACGGUUUUGAAGCUCCUGAGGAGAAAGUUCCUCCAGCAGACAGUUGUUUGGAGAGACUUGCUGUAUUUGAAAAGGCCAGCGAACAGUCUGCAGAAGAUGCCAGCCAGGCCCUGUGCUCCCACCAGGACAGGAAGCGUAAACAUUCUGGUGGUGAGAAAAUGCAGAACGAUGGAAGCCUUAAAGAAAACUUUGUAGAGGAACAGGAAGAUGAAUUUGCAUCAAAAGCAAAAAAGAGGAAGAACUCCAAAGAUGACUGGCCUGAGAGGGAAAUGACAAACAAUUCCUCUAACCACUUAGAAGAGCCCAAUUGUAAUGAGGUGACCAACCUGAAGGUGUGCAUUGAAUUAACAGGGCUCCAUCCCAAAAAGCAGCGUCACCUGCAGCAUCUUAGGGAACUGUGGGAGCAGCAGGUGUCACCAGAGAGAUCCCCACCCGGCAAGUUGGGCCGGCAAAGCAGGAAAGAUUUAGCUGAGGCUGUUCAGCCAGAGGCCACUGCAAAGGUCAAAGACUGCACAGAAGAAAGGCACACCAAGAAAAGGUCAGAGGUCAAAAGCAAUAGAAGUUGGUCUGAAGAGUCCCUCAAAACAAGUGACAAUGAACAAGGUAUCCCUCCAUUCCCAGCAUCGCCGCAUAUGAAGACCCUUUCAUCUACCAAUAUAAACAGCAAAAGGCAAGCCCAGCCAAGCUGUACUCCAGUUUCAAGGUUGGCUGCCAAGCAGCAGAAAAUUAAAGAAAACUGGAAGACAGAUGUGCUGUGCACAGACGAGGAAGAAGAUUUCCAAGCCGCAUCCUUGCUGCAGAAACAUGGCGACUGUGAGAAGCCACCGGGGAAACGUCAGUGUAAAACAAAACAUUUGGCACUGCAGGAGAGGAGAAGGAGGUCAUCCCUGACAGGAGAUGAUGUCACAGAUCUCGAAAGUGCAGAGGAGAAGCCCUCACAGCUGCAGAUUGCAAGUGCCCCUCAGGAGACUCCCCCAAGUCGUCCCAUGCCGCCUGAAGCCCGAAGGCUUAUUGUCAAUAAGAACGCUGGAGAAACUCUUCUGCAAAGGGCAGCCCGACUGGGAUACGAGGAAGUGGUUCUGUAUUGUUUGGAAAACAAAGUCUGUGAUGUAAAUCAUCGUGACAAUGCUGGUUAUUGUGCCCUGCAUGAGGCCUGUGCCAGAGGCUGGCUGAGCAUUGUGCGACAUCUCCUAGAAUAUGGAGCCGAUGUGAACUGCAGCGCUCAGGAUGGAACUAGGCCUGUCCAUGAUGCUGUGGAAAAUGAUCACCUGGAAAUUGUCCGAUUACUACUUUCGUAUGGUGCUGAUCCAACGCUUGCAACGUACUCUGGUCGAACGAUUGUGAAAAUGACACACAGUGAACGAAUGGAAACGUUUCUAACAGAGUACUUAACUGACCUGCAAGGUCGAAGUGUCGAUGACCCUGGCUUGUCCUGGGACUUCUAUGGCAGCUCUGUGUGCGAGCCAAAUGGGGAAACAGGUUUUGACAUCCUAUCUAAUCCACCUGGCUCAAGUGAUGAGGAUGAAGAUGGUCUUAGUGACAUCUUUGAGUUUGAAUUUUCAGAUGUACCUCUGUUGCCAUGCUAUAACAUCCAAGUGUCUCUUUCUCAGGGACCACGGAAUUGGUUGCUGCUUUCUGAUGCAGCAAAGAGGCUGAAAAUGUCGCCCAGGAUAUUUCGUUGCAAUUUCCCAAGCGUGGAAGUUGUCAGCAUCAUGGAGGCGGAAUUUUUCAAACAGGUAUCUUUGAGUCAGCUGUUCUCUUGCCAAAAGGAUCUAGAAGCUUUCGACCCGGAAGGCAAGGAAAUGCUGGACUUGGUGGAAUAUACAAGCGAGCUACGGACUUUGCUGGGAGUUUCACUCGAGUGGUUGCAUCCAGAUGAGGAUAUGGAUCAUUGGUGAACUUCCAGGCCGCUUUAAUGUACAGUUCUCUGUAAAGUUAUGUCUUUAUGUAUAUGUGUUAAUGCCACCGUUUCUGUAAAUAAAGGACACUGUUAAAUAAGAUACCUUUCCUUUAUAUACAUAUUAUAAAUAUAUAAAUAAAUUCCAGAUGGGUGGACUUUUGGAAGAUUUCUUUUUCUUUUGAGAUGUCAUUCAGUUUUUACAAAUUGUUAUAUAAUAUUCCUUUAAAUGCACACAAACUUUGGUAUAAAUUUCUUUUUACUUGGGACUUUUUUAAAAAUAAAGGAAGUGGUUUUGCUUCACACAAAGCUUUGGUUUCACAGGAGCUGCCUGUGACAGGCAGUGUGAUCAAAGUCAUAUGGUUGUCUUGGGAGACUGUGUUGGGUAAGGCACUUCAUAAAUUUUUCAUUUUUGUUUACAAAGUUGCCUGCUUUGGCCAGGUAAACCCUAUUGAAUAUAAUUCAAUGGACUGUAAUAUAAAUUUAAAACAUAUCCAUGCGCAUCUGCUAGUUGUGUGAACUUUUAUAUCUUAAUUUAAAAGAUGUGAAAUUUAGUUUUCACAAGGCAAACUGGAUUGUUUAUAUAUAUAUGUAUGUAUGUAUGUAUGUAUGUAUGUUUAAACAUUUGAUGCUCUUUAUUUAAAAGAAGACUUUGAACUAUUUUUUCUGUAUCUUGUAAAAUACUGAAAACUAACAUAUGUUGAGGUUAAAACUGUACAGAAGCUAAAUCUUUUCUGAAUUGUGUGUUUAUGUUUGAGAUCCGUGUUUUAACUUUGUAAGUAAAUUCUUCUGCCUUUGUAUUUAUAUUUUACAAAAAAAACCUUAAAGGCAAUAAAACUGUUGAAAACUAUAUUGAUGUAACUUUGUUUUAUGCAUGAUCCUCAAGUGAACUAGGGGCCCUAUCCAACCCCAGCUACAGUAGCACCCGUGCCUUCAUAGGAGUAGAAUUGCACCAUAAAUUUCCCAUAUCCCCCAGUCCCCAUGUGGUGCUCCUUAUGGUACAGGUUUGUCUUCCAAAAACACCUUGUCACCAGACUCUUAUUUUGAAGAGAGCAGAACUGGGCAAUGAUGCAGUUUCAAAACUGCUGGUGGUCACGGUACAGUGAGAGAAGGAGAGAUACCUUCUACCCUCUGUUGUCAGAAGGCAGCAGCGGAAACAGGAAGUGCUGCUCCCAGUACCAUGCUGCCAGCGCUGGAGUCAGAUGUAGGACAACAGUAAAGGAAGCAGAUCUCUGUUGUCAGUGAAGCUUUUUAACUAUUCAAGGAAACGAACAUACACUCAGCCUAGUGGCCUCAGCAACAUUUACCAGCAGGCCUUGCCCCUAUGGAGCAGUUGCCAGGACUGACGGUCCUCGCCUUCCACACCUCUCUAAGCCUCCUCCUCUCCUGGAUGUUCCCCAAACAGCCUCAAAACUGUGUCUGUGCACCUUUGGCUUCCGUUCAGCUCUUCACAUCGCACUGGGAGCUCUUGGAGACCAAGGAGGAGGGGAGCUUUUUGCAGCAGGAGCCCCUGAGCUGCAGCCCUUCUCCUACUAGUUGCAUGCAGAGUUGCCUUCUGCAGGUUCAGGUUGCCUUCUGCUGGUACAGGUUAUCUGGGGUGUACACAUGUGCUUCUCUGUUUUAAUAAUGUACUAAUUCAGGAUAAACUUAACCUAACGAGAAACCUUACCUGGAUUAUUGGGUAAUUCCAUU